AUUAGGAUAGCGGCGGGUUGCUUUCUGUUCUGUUAGUUUCUGUUCAGUGAAAACACGCUUAUUUCGUCUAGCAAUGCAUUAAAUAAUUGAGAGGACGACAAUUUACAACGAACGAGUUUUAGUCACCUCAGCACCUGUCAAUCAAUUAAAAUAAAAGAAAGUUCCAAACUGUAAAUGGAGGACCUUAUCGGUAAAGUCGUCGAUAAGAUUCGAUCCGAUGUAACAGCAGCUGACCUGCAGUGGAGUCUUUUCCAGGCAGCGUUGGGAAGCUACAGGCAUGACAGUGUCCUCAAACCUUUCCCUUCUGCAUUGCUGUCAGAUACCGGUCAAAAUGAUGAAAAAGACUUCGCUGCAUUGAAAUCAAUGGCGGAUGAGAUCCCCAGCUUGAGAUCUUUGCUUCAAUCGCAGGCAAAGAGGAAAGACUUGUCUGAGCAAGCUUGGAGGCUUCUUAGCUGGGUCUUACUACAGAAUCCACUCACUGUCACAACUCAUGAACGAUCAAAGUUUUCAGCAAUACAGGAUCUUACUGGUGAAUCAAGCUAUCAAGUGACCCCAAGCUACGUCUUUGAGGUGCAGUAUAACUCUGCCGCUAAUCAGAGGUUUGAAGAGCUACGUCAGGCUAAGGAUCUGAUGUAUGCAUACCAUGGAAGCAGAUUGGAUAACUUCUACUCCAUCAUUCACAACGGCCUGUAUGCACAUAUGAACAAGAACUCAUUAUUUGGAGAGGGCACCUAUCUAUCCAGUGACAUCUGUGUGUCCAUGCCAUACAGCCCUGUCGGCAAAGGCUGGGAAGGUAGCAGUCUAGGUACCACACUAAGCUGUGUUCUAGUGUGCGAACUGAUUGACCACCCAGAUGUGAAGUGUCAGACUAGAGAUCGCAGCAGUAGUAAUACAGAUGGACCAAGACGAAGCCAUGCCCCAAAGAGUGUUGGAGGGGAAGUCCCUGAGAAGUACUAUGUCGUCACUAAUAAUGAAGUGGUUCGAGUCAAGUAUGUUCUUGUUUUCGCCGACAGCGCCAAGCCAAAACGGUUAGCACAGUCAAGGUCAAAGGUCACAACCUUUGUAUGCAACCACAUCUUCGCCCUGUGUAUGUUUGGAUACCUGCUUGUGCUUCUGCUCAUUGGACUUAUGAACUCGAGAACAUUCCAGACGUUUUACAGGAAGAAUUUUGGUUCCAGAUCGUGAUGUAAGAUUCCAACAUCAUGAUUCACAUCGGGGAAGUUGAGCACCAAGUGAUUAAAGACUUCCAUCAACUUCCUGACUGCUGUGAAUGUGAGAUUAUGGAAAGGAGAGCAAUCAAGACCAGUGUACGUCUCUUGUGGGUUUCUUUCUCCUGGUCUCAAAGGUACUGAGGUACUUGCUUUCUGGCGACAUCGGUGAUUAAAUUGUUUUUCACAAGGCCGAACGGCCACUUCAAGGUGAGGGCUACACUUAACUGAUUCAGGCUAUUGUGGCUAUCAAACCAAAUCAACUGUCACCAGGGACACAUUGUCACCUACUCCUGGGGCUGAAACAGGGUUACCC
Messenger RNA from Asterias rubens (European starfish), 1524 nucleotides. RefSeq names its product protein mono-ADP-ribosyltransferase PARP16-like. The record is from RefSeq and is a predicted model, not a curated record. Gene Ontology annotation, cellular component: endoplasmic reticulum tubular network; nuclear envelope; intracellular anatomical structure. Gene Ontology annotation, molecular function: protein serine/threonine kinase activator activity; kinase binding; NAD+ poly-ADP-ribosyltransferase activity. Gene Ontology annotation, biological process: endoplasmic reticulum unfolded protein response. Bases 175 to 1185 code for a protein of 336 amino acids. NCBI's taxonomy places the organism in Eukaryota, Metazoa, Echinodermata, Asteroidea, Forcipulatida, Asteriidae. The transcript is spliced from 7 exons.